UUUUUUUAGAAAUUAUGCAAUCACUGUGUUUCCGGCUAGUUUGCGCUAGUAUACGCAUUCGUUGGAUAGGGGGCGUGUCUGGUUAAAUGCAUGAACCCCGAAGGCACACACUAGCUGAAGUUAGUGGGUUAGGGUAAGGGCGGCUAUCAUUAAAAAAACUCUGUCUACAAGUAGUAGGCUAGUCAUGUCAGAAAAGAGGAGCACGGAGCUGUCUGCAGAGCAGAAUGGCGUGGAUCCGCGCGUGACGACCCCGAAUGUUGGCAACAAAGUAACUGUGGUGCUCGGGGCUCAGUGGGGAGACGAAGGCAAAGGGAAAGUCGUGGACUUGCUUGCCCAGGACGCCGAUAUUGUCUGCCGAUGUCAGGGCGGUAACAAUGCUGGACACACAGUGGUGGUGGACUCUGUGGAGUAUGAUUUUCAUCUCCUCCCCAGCGGCAUCAUCAACCCCAAGGCCACCAACUUCAUCGGUAAUGGGGUUGUGAUUCAUCUACCUGGCCUCUUCGAGGAGGCGGAGAAAAACCUGCAAAAAGGAAAAGGUCUGGAGGGCUGGCAGACAAGGCUGUUCAUCUCGGACAGGGCGCACAUUGUGUUUGAUUUCCACCAGGCUGUGGAUGGUGUUCAGGAGCAACAGCGGCAGCAGCAAGCUGGGAAAAAAUUGGGAACAACGAAAAAGGGGAUUGGGCCGGUGUACUCUUCCAAAGCUGCUCGUAAUGGCCUGCGCAUCUGUGAUUUAAUGUCAGAUUUCCAGGAGUUCUCCAAAAGAUUUAAAGUCUUAGCGGCCCAGUACACCUCCAUGUACCCAACGCUGGAGAUCGAUAUUGAGGGGGAGUUGGAGAAAUUGAAGGUGUAUGUGGAGAAAAUUAAACCGAUGGUGAGAGAUGGGGUGCAGUUCAUGUAUGAGGCCCUGCACGGGCCUCCAAAAAAGAUCCUGGUAGAAGGAGCUAACGCCGCCCUGCUGGACAUCGACUUUGGUACGUACCCUUUUGUGACAUCAUCUAACUGCACAGUGGGCGGAGUCUGCACCGGGUUGGGCUUGCCUCCCCGGAAUGUGGGCAAGGUGUAUGGCGUGGUCAAGGCCUACACCACCCGGGUGGGCGUCGGCGCCUUCCCCUCCGAGCAGAACAAUGAAAUCGGGGACCUGCUGCAGGCCCGGGGAAAGGAGGUGGGCGUGACCACGGGGCGCAAGAGGAGAUGUGGUUGGCUUGACCUGGUCCUCGUCAAAUACGCCCAAAUGCUCAACGGCUUCACAGCCAUAGCUGUCACCAAACUGGACAUCUUGGAUGUUCUUCCCGAAAUUAAAGUGGGUGUGGCAUAUAAGGUGGAUGAUGUAGUAAUACCUCAUUUUCCAGCCAACCAAGAAGUCUUACAAAAGGUGGAGGUCCAGUACCACACCCUGCCUGGGUGGAACAGCGAUACAUCCACUGCCCGGACCUUCCAGGAGCUUCCUGAAAAUGCACAGAAAUACAUCCGCUUCAUCGAGGACCGUCUGGAAGUGCCUGUUAAAUGGAUUGGUGUGGGAAAGUCUCGUGAGUCAAUGAUCCAGCUCUUCUGAAGACCACCGGCUCCAGAGCAGAGGUCAUGAGCAUAGGGGUCAGGAGUCAAGGGUCCAGGGGACUCAUGCUGCGUGUAGACACUUGUCAGUGUAAAACUCUACAGUGUUUGGGCAACAGCAGAACCGUAACAUGCUAAUUGGGGUAGAGCCUGUUACUUAAUAUGCUCUUCUGCUUCCUGUCCUGUGACAGCGAACCCCAGCCCUUAUCCUCAGGUUAGUAGAGGGACCUGCAUAUCAGCAGUUUUUUUUUCACACAGGUAUUGCUUGUCUGACACUUUAGAGAUGGGAUUUAUUUUAUUAUAUAUGUAUUAUUAUGGUGUGUCCUCCUUCCUAGUCAGAACUGUCCUAUUUUCACACUGAAAGGGUGUGUGGGUGCUUUAUUCUGGUGUCACAGUUUCACGUGAAUAAAGUUUCCUGCAUCUUUUUCCUUCC
This is a messenger RNA of Anguilla anguilla (European eel), 1984 nucleotides long. RefSeq names its product adenylosuccinate synthetase isozyme 2-like. Gene Ontology annotation, biological process: IMP metabolic process; 'de novo' AMP biosynthetic process. The transcript has 13 exons. Gene Ontology annotation, cellular component: cytoplasm. Gene Ontology annotation, molecular function: GTP binding; adenylosuccinate synthase activity. The record is from RefSeq and is a predicted model, not a curated record. Bases 185 to 1552 code for a protein of 455 amino acids. Lineage: Eukaryota; Metazoa; Chordata; Actinopteri; Anguilliformes; Anguillidae.